UUUAAUCAAAAGAGGGAUGUGUACUACUCUUUACAGAUAUUAUUUGGAGUUUUGUAUAUGGUGGGGGCAGGUUUGUGCCUGUUUUCAUCAGAUACCGGGGCUCGGAUGUAUCUUGUUUACAUAAGAGAAGAGUCCCAUGUGAGGUAGAAUUACCUGGCUGCGUUCAGCAGGCGUGUUUAAUGACUGAAACAGGUGGUUUUAGGUGACGUAUUGGCAGUGAAAACACUUCUUGUGGGGAGUCAGGAUUACUUGUGUGGUGAUUAUUUUCCAUAACGUCUCUGUGUUGUUUUGAACUUAACCCGGCGUCUGAACUGUAAUGAGCUGAUGAGUGAGUGUGACAUAUUCAAAAAGCGUCCUGUUUGACUGGAUGAUCUCCUGAUGGAACCCCCUUCAUAUGAAGAGGCCAGUCUCCACCCUCCUCCUCUGAGUCCGGCAGGAUUUAACAUCCCCCCUCCCCCCUCCUAUGACGCCUCCCUCACCUCCCCUUCAACACCUCCUCCUACCUAUGGAGAAGCAGUUAUAUCACAGUCAGAUCCAUUUCCUGUCCUGACUGUGCCCACCACUGUGACCUCACCUCCCCAAAACACUGGAAACGUAGUCCAUCCACUUACACAAGUUGGUGUAACGCCGACUGUAAACGGCAGACAAACCCAGCCAGUAGUGGUUGUGACCCAGCCACCACCCGUUCCCAUCUCAGUGCCAUAUCUAAGAGACAGCCCUGGUCUGGUACGCUGCCCAUACUGCCACCACACUGUCACCACUAAAGUCACAUACGUACCUGGGAAGACUGCCUGGUGUCUGUGUAUACUUCUCUCACUGAUGGGGUUGAUCUGUGGUUUCUGUCUGAUCCCGUUAAUGGUACAUGGACUACAAGAUGCACAUCACUCCUGCCCACAGUGUGGAAACCAGCUGCACGUAUACACAAGAUGACAAUGGCAUGACACUUGACAAGGCUUGAAAUGUAGAGUGUAUUUAGGUGAUGGUAAGUGUUUAAUAUGUAAUAUAUAGAGUACAGAAGGAGCAUAAAGAUGGACAGAAGAGAAAUGGAUUAUGUUGCAAGUACAGUUUGAGAAGCUUCUGUGGACAUUUUUGUAUACUUAUUUCUGCUGUAAAAACUUGUCACAGUUUAAAUCUUUUUAACCAACUGGAAUUCAAACUCACUACAGCCACUUCACAUUUAAAACCUACCGCGGGUGAGAAUCCAAUACCAACAACUUAUAAUUUUUCAUUGUGAACAUUACUUUUCUAAUUAUAUUCUAGCUCUGUAGUUGACAUAUUUAAAAUUUUAGAACAUUCUUCACAAGUACACAAGCGUUUCUAAUAUGUGUAGAAGAACAUAAGGCAAAAAAACUUUGAAGUUGCAUUUGCAUUUUUGACAUUUUGUAAGAAUGUGUGAAGAUUAGGGAGACCAUAUUGAAUCCAUCACUACAGCAACAUUUAAUCAAAAUUCUGAACACAAACAAAAGUAGAGAGGACAUUUAUGACAAACAAGAUGUUGUCCAGUCCAGGACUUAGUCUGUAGCUCUGUUUUUGUUUUUCAUGAAUCUUCAUCAUUGUUUUUUUCCAUAUUUAAAUAUUCAAAGAACAAAACCUUUGUUAUUUCUCUCUUCCUAAUGCAGUUACAGCUAAUGCUAACAUUUUCUCAGUAUAAUGACGUGGAGGAAACUUGUCCAGGCUGUGAAUUCCAGGCAUGAUUUUCUUUGUUAAACUAAACAAAGCUUAUUGGGAAAGACACUGACAUAACACACUGUCAUUUCUUAUUCUGCAUAAUUUGUCUUUUGAAAGCUCUGCACACCAAUGAUAAACUCAGACAGGUGGCUUUAAUUACUCUCAUUAGACCGCUUCUUAGGUCUCUGUGUGGGCAUGUACAGACAAAUUACACCUUUAUCAUUCUUACUAGCACAUAGAAGUCAGUUGACCUGAUGUAAUUCCAGCAUAUUUCUCCUCCCAGCUUCAACUGCUGAGCAGGUCUGGUGAGAUAGGGUGAGUGAAAACACCUGUGUCGGUGUGCAGGGCCUUCAAGGUAAAAUCUGUUAUCCAAAAAUUAACAAAUAUUUUGCCCCAAAACAAAAAAGUUGUUUUAAAAAUGCUUCCAGAUUGAUUGACAUAAUUUAAUACAUAGAGCACCACAUUAGAGAAACUAAAUGUACAAUAUUAUAUUAUUUAUAUAUUAUUAUAUUUUUGUUUGCUGUAAAAGUUGUUUACAUCAGUGAAGUUUGCAUACAUUGUAAAAGACUUUCAUUUUGAAAUGUGAUGUUAUUAUGAAUAAAAUUAGGAAGUGUUAUUAUCAAUAGCAGCACACAAAAUGGUGUGAUCCUCAACUCUUAAGUUCAUAAGUUUAUCUUGUGAAAAAAGUGCACACAAUCUUAAUUAGUGUUAUGUAUACAAAAUGUAAAAUUUUUAAUUCAUUUGAUUAUACUCUUUAUCUUUUAGUUUUUCAAAUUUUAUUCCAUGUCAUAAAUUUGGCUUUAUGCCUUUACAUUGCUUUUUAAAGAUAGAAUAUUUUACUUUAUUUAAUGUUGAAGAGAAAAACACAGUGUGUAAGGAGUUACCUUCAUUUUUAUGAAUCUGUAUAUUAAGAGAAUAGUUUGACAGUUUGGGAAAAAUGCUUAACAGUCUCAUAUACUGUAUCUGUCUGCUAAAUAUGAAAAAGCAGUAGGGACUUUCUUGAGUCCUGUCAUAAUUUACUAUGUUUAUAAGUGUAAGCAGACAAAAACAAACUUCACUGUAUAAGUGUUAAUAUUUUAGUUUAUUUAGAUAUUAAAAGACAGAUUUUGUUACCUUUUGACAGAGCCAGGCUCGCAGUCUCAAUGCUAAGCUAACCGUCUCUUAGCGGUAGCUUCAUAUUUACCAGAUAGAUGAUGUAAGAGAGUAGGGUGUCGAUCUUCUCAUCUAACUCUCAGCAAGAAAGCAAAUAAGCUUAUUUCUCAAAAUGUUUAACUAAUCUUUUAAUACUAUACAGUAGACUUCAUGUUUACCAGAUACUGAAAACAGGGUGAAAGUUGUGGAUGAGGCCACAGCUGAGUCUAUGCACUGCAGUUCAAUGACUGAUUAAUACAUCUUCUUUAUAAUUACCAUUAUAAUGAUGUGUAACACUCACUCACUUUUUAGACUUUUUUUGUUGUCAUGUUAUUAUUUAUCAUUCUAUCAUGUUGAUAGGGAAAUAAAAGUGGUCUCGGUUACUUU
This is a messenger RNA of Lates calcarifer (barramundi perch), 3186 nucleotides long. Its product is annotated as lipopolysaccharide-induced tumor necrosis factor-alpha factor homolog. Bases 379 to 930 code for a protein of 183 amino acids. Gene Ontology annotation, molecular function: zinc ion binding. The record is from RefSeq and is a predicted model, not a curated record. NCBI's taxonomy places the organism in Eukaryota, Metazoa, Chordata, Actinopteri, Centropomidae. The transcript is spliced from 5 exons.